Podarcis lilfordi (Lilford's wall lizard) is the source of this 37202-nucleotide messenger RNA. The record is from the annotation of a GenBank genome assembly. NCBI's taxonomy places the organism in Eukaryota, Metazoa, Chordata, Lepidosauria, Squamata, Lacertidae.
AUGAAGGGAGUUUGGGUGUUGCUCCUGGCAACCUGUUGCGCCAGCUCCGUUGCGGAGGCAGGUGAGUGGCGGCCUAGGGUGAGGAGAAGGUUGUGUUGUGGGAAAUGGGGGGCAGCCCCAGGAUUUUGAGACAGCUAUGAAGCAAUAAUGAAGAAGGAUGUGCCUUUGAGUAUGUGCACAAUGACUUUCCUUUGCCAAGUCGUACCUUGGAAGUCGAACAGAAUCCGUUCCGGAAGUCCGUUGGACCUCCAAAAUGUCCAGAAACCGAAGCGCAGCUUCCAAAAGAACGUUCGAAAACCGGAACCCUCACAUCUGGAUUUCGAUCGUUUUGGGAGCCAAUUUGUUUGGGAGCCAAUUUGUUCGAGAGACAAGGUACGACUGUAUAUCAUCACAACCAUCCCAGGUCACUAACAACGGUUUGAUGGGGAAGGCUUCCAAUGUCUCAUGUUUGCCAGCAGAUCUGGAGAACCUAUGCUCCUCCAUAUCUUGUGGGGCUCCAUCUUCCACCAUCUCUGAGCAUUCACCAUCCUGGCUGGGGCAAAGGGGAGUCCAUUAACAUCUGGAGGGCCAAUUGUUUAAUCUAGAGGGCCAUUGUUUGAUAGAAUAAGCUCAGCUACGGCCCUUAUCUCAGAGAACAAUGCUUCUGGCUAGACAGGCGCCUCUGUUCUUACUGAGCCACCUUCAAGGCUUCUGGGUCUGCCUAAAAUAAAGGCUGGAGGCUCAAGGCAUGUAGUGAGUCUUCUGUUGCUUUUUGUGACUUUGGAAGCUGAAGAGUCAGCCAGGCACUCAUUGUUAAAUAAUAAUCAAAUGGAGGCUAUUCUCUCUGUGUGUUUAUUUGCAAUAUACAUCAGUCAUAAACAGUGAUUUAUAUACAGCUGUUUUAUUUAUCCUGCCCAGAAGCACCAAAUUUCUAUUUAAUCACAUUUAACUUUUAAGUUGUUUCAGGUUUUAAACAAACUCAUGGAGGGCUUUGGAGAGACUUGUUGUAAUAAUAUGGAUUGGACAGUGAGGGCUCAUCAGGACUUCCUUUUGAGACAUGUUACUAGGCACAGAUCUGUGCUUUAAAACCCAUGUUGUAGUGGUUUGUUUAUUUUAUUUGUCCCGGCACUUUCCCCGAUAAAACCAGCAUUUUACUAUUGAAUCAGAGCAAACGGCAUUCAGGUUUUCUGUAUGAGCCCUGAGAUUGGUUCAAAAUGCCCUUGAUGGAAGGAAGAUGUGCUGGGUGAUUUUGUGCUUGGUUGUUUCAUGGCAUUUUGCUCUAUAUGUUGAUAUCCUGAGAUUUUUUUAAAUUUAUUUUUAAACCAUAGUCAGAAUAUUAAAAAGAUGGUGGUGAGGAGCCACACCUGUGCCUUUGCUAAACACCUAACAGAUAAAGUCGCUUUCAUUUGUUCGUACUUGAACUUCCCCUCUAUUUGACCUGGUUUUUCUUAGCAAGAAACCAUAGCCUAAUAAUGAUGAUGAUGAUAAUAAUAAUAAUAAUAAUAAUAAUAAUAAUAAUAAUAAUAAUAUAUUAUUUAUACCCCGUCCAUCUGGCUGGGUUUCCCCAGCCACUCUGGGUGGCUUCCAGAAUAUUAAAAUACAAUAGUCCAUUAAACAUUAAGAGCUUCCCUAAACAGGGCUGCCUUCAGAUGUCUUCUAAAAAUCUGGUACAGUGGUACCUCGGGUUAAGAACUUAAUUCUUUUUGGAGGUCCGUUCUUAACCUGAAAUUGUUCUUAACCUGAGGUACCACUUUAGCUAAUGGGGCCUCCUGCUGCCACCGCGCCACCACUGCACGAUUUCUCUUCUCAUCCUGAAGCAAAGUUCUUAACCCAAGGUACUAUUUCUGGGUUAGCGGAGUCUGUAACCUGAAGUGUCUGUAACCUGAGGUACCACUGUAGUUGUUUUUCUCUUUGACAUCUGAUGGGAGGGCGUUCCACAGGGCGGGCGCCACUACCGAGAAGGCCCUCUGCCUGGUUCCCUGUAACUUGGCUUCUCAUAGUGAGGGAACCACCAGAAGGCCCUCGGCACUGGACCAAUACAAUAUGAUUGUAUUUAUGCUUCUGUGUGUGGUGGCUGUUUUUCCCUGUUUUUAGCAAAUGAGUGAAGUCGGAUCUAUGAUUGAUAGCUGAGUUGCUUGGACACUGGGCAUUAGGAAUCUGUGGUGACCCAAAGAGCUGCUUUUCUCCCUCCCCUUUAGUACACUUUCCCAUUUCUGCCUUAUUUCCAAGCAGUCCUUGCAAUUUCCAUAGUUUGGCCUGUGAUGAAAGAGGGGCACCCAAGGGAAGUUGCCCCACCCCAACACAACAAUUGCAGGGCUCCCACUCCUUAAGAAUCACUGAACUUACUGUACACUGGUAUACUUGGUUAAUUCAGAAUUAUCGUAUUUUUUGCUCUAUAAGAUCAUAAGACGCGCCUAGUUUUUGGAGGAGGAAAACAAGAAAAAAAAUAUUCUGAAUCCCAGAAGCCAGAACAGCAAGAGGGAUCUGGCUUCUGGGAUAGCCUCUUGCUGUUCUGGCUUCUGGGAUAGCCGCGCGAAGCCUCUUCAGGGCAGUGGGAUGAAGACACCCCCUGCCCUCAAGAGGCUUUGCGUGGCUAAGCCAGAAGCCAGGACAGCAAGCGGGAUCGCCUGGCAGCGGGAGGAAGGCUCCCCCAAGAGCCUCGCUCCCUUUAAAGAGCACGUGGAGCGUGUUUGCGGCUCUUGGGGGCUUUUCCCCGAGGAGGGAGAAGGGACUGAUGGGCUGCCCUUCUCCCUCCUCGGGAAAAAGCCCCCAAGAGCCGCCCACACCCUCCACACGGCUCUUUAAAGGGAGCGCUGAGCAGAGCCUCCCGCCUGCAUUCGCCCCAUAAGACGCACACACAUUUCCCCUUACUUUUUAGGAGGGGAAAAGUGCGUCUUAUAGAGCAAAAAAAUACAGUAUGUUUAUUUGAGUUUCAUGGGGCUUGCUCCCAGGUAAGCUGGUACAAGAUGGCAGAAUCAGCUUCAGCAUUAGGGCUGGAACUGGGCAGAACAGGGUUAUUGUGUCUUUAAAAACCGUAUCUCCACAUUCAGGACCAGCGGCACAUAGCUGGCUUUCCUUGGUCCAGGCGGGAGAAGCAGCAGUGGCAGAAGUGUUAUGAGCUGGGGGUGUCAAGCUGCGUGCCGGACUCCACUGUUCCCUAGAUCUGGGUUCCAGAUCCUUCUAAUCCCUGGAUCCAGGAAGUGUUAAAAGUUAAUAAAGCAAAACUAGCUUCUUGAGGAGGACGAAAUAAGCUCUGUGUGAGUCAGCAGAUGAGGGGGGCCACUCCCUCAACAGAUAACGCCACAGAUGAGUUGAGUUAUGUAAGCCAGAAGCCGAUUUCUGCUGGAAACCAGGGCUGAGGUUAUGGGAGAAACAAGACCCUUUUAGGGUCUUGAUGCUGUGAAGCCUUCCAUCAGGCUGGAGAUAUGUGUUUUAAAAAACCCAUAUAUCAUAAAGACACCACAGUCUCCGCUGUGCCUCAUUCCGCUCAGAGACUGGGGUGCUGUGUAACAGUACCAGAACUCCUAGGGACCAAGGUCCCUUCAGCCCCCACCCAUAAAAUAUUUGAGGGGGCCGGGGGCUCCCAAAGUUGAUGGCCAUUGCCAUUCAAAUGGUGUGCCUGCAAGACAUCAUGUGAUUGAUCAUGUGGGGCAGGUCUUACCUGGGCCCUGCCAAUAUUUUAUUCAAGUCGGUAACCCUGAACAGUACAGUGGUACCUUGGUUCCUGAGCGGUUUAGCUCCCAAACAAAUUGGCUGCCGAACGCCGCAAAUCCGGAAGCAAGUGUUCCUGUUUGCGAACGUUUUCCAGAAGCUGAAUUAAAGGGAAGUUCUCUUUCUGCACAUAACUGUGGCAUUAUGGGAAGUCUUGCUAUGGGAACUAUUGCUUCUUUUCUCUUGCAUUCUGGGAAGUCUCGCUUAUAAUCUUUUCUCUGCUUCUGCACACACUGUACAAACCUGUUCUAAACACACCAAGACAUUCCCUCAUUCCUCAGUUCAUUUUAAGUUCAUGAACAAACAAUAUGAUCUGUUCUUAAUGCACAGCUGACCACAUCUACGGAACUCGAUUAUUAUAUUCUUUCAUGUUAUGAUCAAUCAUUAGUAAUUGUUUUAGUCAUGCUAUAUCAAUCUUUAGUUAUAAUUUAAUUAGGAGGUUUUAUGCCUGCCUAGUUCCAGCUCCGUUUCCCAGCCUUUAAUCUAUCGGUGAUUAAUGUUAUAUGUAAUUCCCGCCUUGUACCUAUGUUAACCAAUCAGCAACAAGUUGCUUUGUGUUUGUAUCAACCAAUCAGCCACAAGCACACCUGUGGCAAUGUUUGUAAUAUUCAAUAAAAGAGAGUUCCCGGGGCUCGCCCCAGCAGACGCCUCUCAUAUGACACCUGCCACUCGUCUGUUGUGAAUUCGUUCCAACACUGAAUGUCUGACGCGGCUUCCCCUUGAGUGCAGGAAGCUCCUGCAGCCAAUAGGAAACCGCACCUUGGUUUUCAAAUGGUUUCGGGAGUCGAACGGACUUUUGGAACGGAUUAAGUUCAACAACCAAGGUACAACUGUACUAGUUAUAGCGCUGGGUACCAUUCCUUCAAUGUGUUCUGAUUAUUUUUAUAUCCAACACAAAGCAGGGGUACCAACUUGAAUAAAAUACAGUCGUACCUUGGAAGUCGAACGGAAUCAAUUCCAGAAGACCGUUUGACUUCUGGAACAUAGUAUAUGACGAGCUUAAAAAAUGUUUAAGUAUAACUUUAUAAAAAGUACAGAAGCUUUUCUACUAGGGAUAACAGACGCAGGUAUAGCAAGAGAAGAUCAGAAAAUAUUCCUCUAUGCUACAGGAGCGGCAAGGAUCCUAAUUGCUAAAAACUGGAAAAAAGAAAUUGUGCCAACAAAAAUGAAAUGGCAAGACAAACUGUUAGAGUAUAUUGAACUGGCUAGAUUAACAGAGGCAAUUAGAGAACACACUAGACAAGAGUUUCAAAAAGCAUGGAGGAAAUGCAGAGAAUACUUCACAAAACAGUGCCCUAAAAUUCAUACCUGGACUUGUUUCGAUUAAUGUCUGCAGGAGACUUUGUGGAUAUUUAAGUUAUAAUUAGAAAAAUCUUAAUAAUUAUUCAUAAAGGAAACUGCUUAUAAGAAGUAACUAAGGAUGCCAGAAACAGGAUAAAGGAAGUCUUUUAUUUGGUUGUUUGUAUUGUUGUAAAUUAUGCUUGUUGUUUGUUAUGUUUGUGUCUGAUGGGGGUGGAUUUCUGUGCUGGGGGAGGUUGUGUUAUGUUGUAAAUAAAAUUUCCAAUAAAAUUUAUUAGAUGACAAAAUAUUAGGAAACCAGUGUGCAGCUUCUGAUUGGCUGCAGGAAGCAAUCAGAAGCCACAGAAGCCCCGUCAGACUUUCAACUUCCAAAAAUAGUUUGAAUCCCCGCGACGGGGUGAGCUCCCGUUGCUCGGUCCCAACUCCUGCCAACCUAGCAGUUCGAAAGCACGUCAAAGUGCAAGUAGAUAAUUAGGUACCACUCAGGCGGGAAGGUAAACGGCGUUUCUGUGCGCUGCUCUGGUUCGCCAGAAGCGGCUUAGUCAUGCUGGCCACAUGACCCGGAAGCUGUACGCCGGCUCCCUCGGCCAGUAAAGCGAGAUGAGCGCCGCAACCCCAGAGUCGGCCACGACUGGACCUAAUGGUCAGGGGUCCCUUUACCUUUACUUUACCCAUCAACUUGGGGGGAGUCCAGUCCCCUCAAAUAUUUUAUUGUGGGGACCAAGGCCCUGACGGUCCCUAGGAGUUGGCUCCUAUGACAAAUAGCAUCAAAUUGAAACACUCCCUAGCAAAUUCUUCUAUCCUGACAAAUCCCCACUAAUUCUAGCAGUAGCAAACAAAGAAGAAAAAGAAAAAUAUGUUGCAUGAUUCCCAUAGCCAUCUGCAAACUGAGUUAACGGGUGUUAAAUGGCAAAAUGUAAUUCAAUUUAAAGGAAGAUAGAGUGAGCCAUAGAAUGAUAGAAUCAUAGAGUUGCCGAUUGCUAACAAGUGGGUCAGUGCUUGUAUACACUCAGAAGGUAUGAACUGGGACCAGGCCUUGAGGUCAUACUAAACAACUCAGUGAAGCUUUGAAAAAAAUGCAAAUUCCACAGGAGGGGUCAUUAGGAAAGGAAUUGAAAACAAAAUCGCUGGUAUCAUAUCGGCUUUGUAGAAAUCUAUGGGGCAAUAGCAUUUUGAAUGCCGCUCAAUCAUAACUGAGAUUGACACACAGAAAUUAUGAAUUAACUCUACGCCCAUCUUCUAUCUUGUAGAUGUUAGCUGGAGAGUAAAAGGGAAUGAAGAAGAAAGAGGUGAAAUGGAUACAACAGAAAGACCAGGCAGGAUUCAGCUCACAACCCAAAAAACCACCAAAAGUGGGAAUAACUUUCUCAACAUCGAAAAAAGGAUGGGAAACGUAGAGGAAAGGGGUGCUCCAAAAGAAACAAGCGGAUCUCCCAACACCACCACAGAAGUGACCACGACUAACAGCUUGCCAGCUGGGCCUACCUCCAUUCCCACAACAACCAAAACCAGAGAAGACACCAAUACUAUGACCUCACUGGCCACAACUCCCGCCACUUCAGCAACCGCCACCACAAAGGAGAACGCUGCCACCACGAAGGAGACGACCGCAGCAACCACAAAGGAGAACACCGCCACGACCUUGCAGUUGACGACUACCAACAGUCCCAUAACAACAACUAAGGCCUUGCCUGUCACGACUACCACAGCUAUCACAGUCACCACCACCGCAUCGCCGGUCACGACUGCCACCACACCAACAACCACACCAACAACCACCUGCUCUCCAACUACGAUUACUAACACUCCCACAAUCACCUCAAUGACCACAACUACCGUCACUCCCAGAACUGUCACAACUGAAUCGCCAAUAACGACUACGGCCACUCCCUCCACCACCACCACCACUGACACGCCGGCCACGACUACAGCCACUCCCACAACCACCAGCCCUGACUUGCCUGUCACGACUACCGCCACUCCCACAACCACCAGCACUGACUCGCCUGUCACGACUACCGCCACUCCCACAACCACCAGCACUGACUCGCCUGUCAUGACUACCGCCACUCCCACAACCACCAGCACUGACUCGCCUGUCACGACUACCGCCACUCCCACAACCACCAGCACUGACUCGCCUGUCACGACUACCGCCACUCCCACAACGACCAGCACUGAGUCGCCUGUCACGACUACCGCCACUCCCACAACCACCACCACCACUGACACGCCUGUCACGACUACCGCCACUCCCACAACCACCAGCACUGACUCGCCUGUCACGACUACCGCCACUCCCACAACCACCAGCACUGACUCGCCUGUCACAACUACAGCCACUCCCACAACCACCACCACCACUGACACGCCUGUCACAACUACCGACACUCCCACAACCACCAGCACCGACUCGCCUGUCACGACUACCGCCACUCCCACAACCACCAGCACUGAGUCGCCUGUCACGACUACCGCCACUCCCACAACCACCAGCACUGACUCGCCAGUCACGACUACCGCCAUUCCCACAACCACCAGCACUGACUCGCCUGUCACGACUACCGCCAGUCCCACAACCACCAGCACUGACUCGCCAGUCACGACUACCGCCACUCCCACAACCACCAGCACUGACUCGCCUGUCACGACUACCGCCACUCCCACAACCAACAGCACUGACUCGCCUGUCACGACUACCGCCACUCCCACAACCACCAGCACUGACUCGCCUGUCACGACUACCGCCACUCCCACAACCACCAACACUGACUCGCCAGUCACGACUACCGCCACUCCCACAGCCACCAGCCCUGACUCGCCUGUCACGACUACCGCCACUCCCUCAACCACCACCACCACUGACACGCCUGUCACGACUACCGGCACUCCCACAACCACCAGCCCCGACUCGCCUGUCACGACUACUGCCACUCCCACAACCACCAGCACUGACUUGCCUGUCACGACAACCGCCACUCCCACAACCACCAGCCCCGACUCGCCUGUCACGACUACAGCCACUCCCACAACCACCAGCCCUGACUCGCCUGUCACGACUACCGGCACUCCCACAACCACCAGCCCCGACUCGCCUGUCACGACUACUGCCACUCCCACAACCACCACCACUGACACGCCUGUCACGACUACAGCCACUCCCACAACCACCAGCCCUGACUCGCCUGAAACGACUACCGCCACUCCCACAACCACCAGCACUGACUCGCCAGUCACGACUACCGCCACUCCCACAACCACCACCACCACUGACUCGCCUGUCACGACUACCGCCACUCCCAUAAUCACCAGCCCUGACUCGCCUGUCACGACUACCGCCACUCCCACAACCACCACCACCACUGACACGCCUGUCACGACUACCGCCACUCCCACAACCACCAGCCCUGACUCGCCUGUCACGACUACCGCCACUCCCACAACCACCAGCCCCGACUCGCCUGUCACGACUACUGCCACUCCCACAACCACCAGCACCACUGACACGCCUGUCACGACUACCGCCACUCCCACAACCACCAGCCCUGACUCGCCUGUCACGACUACCGGCACUCCCACAACCACCAGCCCUGACUCGCCUGUCACGACUACUGCCACUCCCACAACCACCAGCACCACUGACACGCCUGUCACGACUACCGCCACUCCCACAACCACCAGCCCUGACUCGCCUGUCACGACUACCGCCACUCCCACAACAACCAGCCCCGACUCGCCUGUCACGACUACUGCCACUCCCACAACCACCAGCCCUGACUCGCCUGUCACGACUACCGCCACUCCCACAACCACCAGCACUGACUCGCCUGUCACGACUACCGCCACUCCCACAACCACCACCACCACUGACUCGCCUGUCACGACUACUGCCACUCCCACAACCACCAGCCCCGACUCGCCUGUAACGACUACCGCCACUCCCACAACCACCAGCACUGACUCGCCUGUCACGACUACUGCCACUCCCACAACCACCACCACUGACACGCCUGUCACGACUACAGCCACUCCCACAACCACCAGCCCUGACUCGCCUGAAACGACUACCGCCACUCCCACAACCACCAGCACUGACUCGCCAGUCACGACUACCGCCACUCCCACAACCACCACCACCACUGACUCGCCUGUCACGACUACCGCCACUCCCAUAAUCACCAGCCCUGACUCGCCUGUCACGACCACCGCCACUCCCACAACCACCACCACCACUGACACGCCUGUCACGACUACCGCCACUCCCACAACCACCAGCCCUGACUCGCCUGUCACGACUACCGGCACUCCCACAACCACCAGCCCCGACUCGCCUGUCACGACUACUGCCACUCCCACAACCACCAGCACCACUGACACGCCUGUCACGACUACCGCCACUCCCACAACCACCAGCCCUGACUCGCCUGUCACGACUACCGGCACUCCCACAACCACCAGCCCCGACUCGCCUGUCACGACUACUGCCACUCCCACAACCACCAGCACCACUGACACGCCUGUCACGACUACCGCCACUCCCACAACCACCAGCCCUGACUCGCCUGUCACGACUACCGGCACUCCCACAACAACCAGCCCCGACUCGCCUGUCACGACUAAUGCCACUCCCACAACCACCAGCCCUGACUCGCCUGUCACGACUACCGCCACUCCCACAACCACCAGCACUGACUCGCCUGUCACGACUACCGCCACUCCCACAACCACCACCACCACUGACUCGCCUGUCACGACUACUGCCACUCCCACAACCACCAGCCCUGACUCGCCUGUAACGACUACCGCCACUCCCACAACCACCAGCACUGACUCGCCUGUCACGACUACUGCCACUCCCACAACCACCACCACUGACACGCCUGUCACGACUACAGCCACUCCCACAACCACCAGCCCUGACUCGCCUGUAACAACUACCGCCACUCCCACAACCACCAGCACUGACUCGCCAGUCACGACUACCGCCACUCCCACAACCACCACCACCACUGACUCGCCUGUCACGACUACCGCCACUCCCACAACCACCAGCCCUGACUCUCCUGUCACGACUACCGGCACUCCCACAACCACCAGCCCCGACUCGCCUGUCACGACUACUGCCACUCCCACAACCACCAGCACUGACUUGCCUGUCACGACAACCGCCACUCCCACAACCACCAGCCCCGACUCGCCUGUCACGACUACAGCCACUCCCACAACCACCAGCCCCGACUCGCCUGUCACGACUACUGCCACUCCCACAACCACCAGCCCUGACUCGCCUGUAACGACUACCGCCACUCCCACAACCACCAGCACUGACUCGCCUGUCACGACUACCGCCACUCCCACAACAACCACCACCACAGACUCGCCUGUCACGACUACUGCCACUCCCACAACCACCAGCCCUGACUCGCCUGUAACGACUACCGCCACUCCCACAACCACCAGCACUGACUCGCCUGUCACGACUACUGCCACUCCCACAACCACCAGCCCUGACUCGCCUGUCACGACUACCGCCACUCCCACAACCACCACCACCACUGACACGCCUGUCACGACUACCGCCACUCCCACAACCACCAGCCCUGACUCGCCUGUCACGACUACCGGCACUCCCACAACCACCAGCCCCGACUCGCCUGUCACGACUACUGCCACUCCCACAACCACCAGCACUGACUCGCCUGUCACGACUACCGCCACUCCCACAACCACCAGCCCCGACUCGCCUGUCACGACUACUGCCACUUCCACAACCACCACCACUGACACGCCUGUCACGACUACUGCCACUCCCACAACCACCAGCCCCGACUCGCCUGUCACGACUACAGCCACUCCCACAACCACCAGCCCUGACUCGCCUGUCACGACUACCGCCACUCCCACAACCACCAGCCCCGACUCGCCUGUCACGACUACUGCCACUCCCACAACCACCAGCACUGACUCGCCUGUCACGACAACCGCCACUCCCACAACCACCAGCCCCGACUCGCCUGUCACGACUACUGCCACUCCCACAACCACCACCACUGACACGCCUGUCACGACUACAGCCACUCCCACAACCACCAGCCCUGACUCGCCUGUCAUGACCACCACCACUCCCACAACCACCAGCCCUGACUCGCCAGUCACGACUACCGCCACUCCCACAACCACCACCACCACUGACUCGCCUGUCACGACUACCGCCACUCCCACAAUCACCACCACCACUGACACGCCUGUCACGACUACCGCCACUCCCACAACCACCAGCCCUGACUCGCCUGUCACGACUACCGGCACUCCCACAACCACCAGCCCCGACUCGCCUGUCACGACUACUGCCACUCCCACAACCACCAGCCCUGACUCGCCUGUAACGACUACCGCCACUCCCACAACCACCAGCACUGACUCGCCUGUCACGACUACUGCCACUCCCACAACCACCACCACCACUGACACGCCUGUCACGACUACCGCCACUCCCACAACCACCAGCCCUGACUCGCCUGUCACGACUACCGGCACUCCCACAACCACCAGCCCCGACUCGCCUGUCACGACUACUGCCACUCCCACAACCACCAGCACUGACUCGCCUGUCACGACUACCGCCACUCCCACAACCACCAGCCCCGACUCGCCUGUCACGACUACUGCCACUUCCACAACCACCACCACUGACACGCCUGUCACGACUACAGCCACUCCCACAACCACCAGCACUGACUUGCCUGUCACGACUACCGCCACUCCCACAACUACCACCACCACUGACACGCCUGUCACGACUACAGCCACUCCCACAACCACCAGCACUGACUCGCCUGUCACGACUACUGCCACUCCCACAACCACCACCACUGACACGCCUGUCACGACUACAGCCACUCCCACAACCACCAGCCCUGACUCGCCUGUAACGACUACCGCCACUCCCACAACCACCAGCACUGACUCGCCAGUCACGACUACCGCCACUCCCACAACCACCACCACCACUGACUCGCCUGUCACGACUACCGCCACUCCCACAACCACCACCACCACUGACACGCCUGUCACGACUACCGCCACUCCCACAACCACCAGCCCUGACUCGCCUGUCACGACUACCGGCACUCCCACAACCACCAGCCCCGACUCGCCUGUCACGACUACUGCCACUCCCACAACCACCAGCAGUGACUUGCCUGUCACGACAACCGCCACUCCCACAACCACCAGACCCGAGUCGCCUGUCACGACUACAGCCACUCCCACAACCACCAGCCCUGACUCGCCUGUCACGACUACCGCCACUCCCACAACCACCAGCCCCGACUCGCCUGUCACGACUACCGCCACUCCCACAACCACCAGCCCCGACUCGCCUGUCACGACUACUGCCACUCCCACAACCACCACCACUGACACGCCUGUCACGACUACAGCCACUCCCACAACCACCAGCCCUGACUCGCCUGUAACGACUACCGCCACUCCCACAACCACCAGCACUGACUCGCCAGUCACGACUACCGCCACUCCCACAACCACCAGCACUGACUCGCCUGUCACGACUACCGCCACUCCCACAACCACCAGCACUGACUCGCCUGUCACGACUACCGCCACUCCCACAACCAGCACCACUGACUCACCUGUCACGACUACAGCCACUCCCACAACCACCAGCACUGAGUCGCCUGUCACGACUACCGCCAUUCCCACAACCACCAGCACUGACUCGACUGUCAUGACCACCACCACUCCCACAACCACCAGCACUGACUCGCCUGUCACGACCACCGCCACUCCCACCACCAGCACUGACUCGCCUGUCACGACUACCGCCACUCCCACAACCACCAGCACUGACUCGCCUGUCACGACUACCGCCACUCCCACAACCACCAGCACUGACUCGCCUGUCACGACAACCGCCACUCCCACAACCACCAGCCCCGACUCGCCUGUCACGACUACUGCCACUCCCACAACCACCACCACUGACACGCCUGUCACGACUACAGCCACUCCCACAACCACCAGCCCUGACUCGCCUGUAACGACUACCGCCACUCCCACAACCACCAGCCCUGACUCGCCAGUCACGACUACCGCCACUCCCACAACCACCACCACCACUGACUCGCCUGUCACGACUACCGCCACUCCCACAAUCACCACCACCACUGACACGCCUGUCACGACUACCGCCACUCCCACAACCACCAGCCCUGACUCGCCUGUCACGACUACCGGCACUCCCACAACCACCACCACCACUGACACGCCUGUCACGACUACCGCCACUCCCACAACCACCAGCACUGACUCGCCAGUCACGACUACCGCCACUCCCACAACCACCACCACCACUGACUCGCCUGUCACGACUACCGCCACUCCCACAACCACCAGCCCUGACUCGCCUGUCACGACUACCGCCACUCCCACAACCACCACCACCACUGACACGCCUGUCACGACUACCGCCACUCCCACAACCACCAGCCCUGACUCGCCUGUCACGACUACCGGCACUCCCACAACCACCAGCCCCGACUCGCCUGUCACGACUACUGCCACUCCCACAACCACCAGCAGUGACUUGCCUGUCACGACAACCGCCACUCCCACAACCACCAGACCCGAGUCGCCUGUCACGACUACAGCCACUCCCACAACCACCAGCCCUGACUCGCCUGUCACGACUACCGGCACUCCCACAACCACCAGCCCUGACUCGCCUGUCACGACUACCGCCACUCCCACAACCACCAGCCCCGACUCGCCUGUCACGACUACUGCCACUUCCACAACCACCACCACUGACACGCCUGUCACGACUACAGCCACUCCCACAACCACCAGCCCUGACUCGCCUGUAACGACUACCGCCACUCCCACAACCACCAGCACUGACUCGCCAGUCACGACUACCGCCACUCCCACAACCACCAGCACUGACUCGCCUGUGACGACUACCGCCACUCCCACAACCACCAGCACUGACUCGCCUGUCACGACUACCGCCACUCCCACAACCAGCACCACUGACUCACCUGUCACGACUACAGCCACUCCCACAACCACCAGCACUGAGUCGCCUGUCACGACUACCGCCAUUCCCACAACCACCAGCACUGACUCGACUGUCAUGACCACCACCACUCCCACAACCACCAGCACUGACUCGCCUGUCACGACCACCGCCACUCCCACCACCAGCACUGACUCGCCUGUCACGACUACCGCCACUCCCACAACCACCAGCACUGACUCGCCUGUCACGACUACCGCCACUCCCACAACCACCAGCACUGACUCGCCUGUCACGACUACCGCCACUCCCACAACCACCAGCACUGACUCGCCUGUCACGACUACCGCCACUCCCACAACCACCAGCCCUGACUCGCCAGUCACAACUACCGCCACUCCCACAACUACCACCACCACUGACACACCUGUCACGACUACCGCCACUCCCACAACCACCAGCACUGACUCGCCAGUCACGACUACCGCCACUCCCACAACUACCACCACCACUGACACGCCUGUCACGACUACCGCCACUCCCACAACCACCACCACUGACUCGCCUGUGACGACUACCGCCACUCCCACAACCACCAGCACUGACUCGCCUGUCACGACUACCGCCACUCCCACAACCAGCACCACUGACUCACCAGUCACAACUACAGCCACUCCCACAACCACCAGCACUGACUCGCCUAUCACUACUACCACCACUCCCACAACCACCAGCACUGACUCGCCUGUCACGACUACCGCCACUCCCACAACAACCACCUCCCCGGCCACAACUACCACCACUCCCACAACCACCACCACCGCCUCCCCGGCCACAACUACCACCACUCCCACUACCACCAACUCACCGGUCACGAGUAGCACCACUCCCACAACCACCAGCCCUGACUCGCCUGUCACGACUACCGCCACUCCCACAACCACCACCACCACUGACACGCCUGUCACGACUACCGCCACUCCCACAACCACCAGCCCUGACUCGCCUGUCACGACUACCGGCACUCCCACAACCACCAGCCCCGACUCGCCUGUCACGACUACUGCCACUCCCACAACCACCAGCAGUGACUUGCCUGUCACGACAACCGCCACUCCCACAACCACCAGACCCGACUCGCCUGUCACGACUACAGCCACUCCCACAACCACCAGCCCUGACUCGCCUGUCACGACUACCGGCACUCCCACAACCACCAGCCCCGACUCGCCUGUCACGACUACUGCCACUCCCACAACCACCAGCACUGACUCGCCUGUCACGACUACCGCCACUCCCACAACCACCAGCCCCGACUCGCCUGUCACAACUACUGCCACUUCCACAACCACCACCACUGACACGCCUGUCACGACUACUGCCACUCCCACAACCACCAGCCCUGACUCGCCUGUAACGACUACCGCCACUCCCACAACCACCAGCACUGACUCGCCAGUCACGACUACCGCCACUCCCACAACCACCAGCACUGACUCGCCUGUGACGACUACCGCCACUCCCACAACCACCAGCCCUGACUCGCCUGUCACGACUACCGCCACUCCCACAACCAGCACCACUGACUCACCUGUCACGACUACAGCCACUCCCACAACCACCAGCACUGAGUCGCCUGUCACGACUACCGCCAUUCCCACAACCACCAGCACUGACUCGACUGUCAUGACCACCACCACUCCCACAACCACCAGCACUGACUCGCCUGUCACGACCACCGCCACUCCCACCACCAGCACUGACUCGCCUGUCACGACUACCGCCACUCCCACAACCACCAGCACUGACUCGCCUGUCACGACUACCGCCACUCCCACAACCACCAGCACUGACUCGCCUGUCACGACUACCGCCACUCCCACAACCACCAGCCCUGACUCGCCAGUCACAACUACCGCCACUCCCACAACUACCACCACCACUGACACGCCUGUCACGACUACCGCCACUCCCACAACCACCAGCAGUGACUCGCCAGUCACGACUACCGCCACUCCCACAACUACCACCACCACUGACACGCCUGUCACGACUACCGCCACUCCCACAACCACCAGCCCUGACUCGCCUGUCACGACUACCGCCACUCCCACAACCACCAGCACUGACUCGCCUGUCACGACUACCGCCACUCCCACAACCAGCACCACUGACUCACCAGUCACAACUACAGCCACUCCCACAACCACCAGCACUGACUCGCCUGUCACGACUACCGCCACUCCCACAACCACCAGCACUGACUCGCCUGUCACGACUACCGCCACUCCCACAACAACCACCUCCCCGGCCACAACUACCACCACACCCACAACCACCACCACCGCCUCCCCGGCCACAACUACCACCACUCCCACUACCACCAACUCACCGGUCACGAGUAGCACUACUCUCACAACAACCACCUCCCCGGCCACAACUACCACCACUCCCACAACCACCACCACCGCCUCCCCGGCCACAACUACCACCACUCCCACUACCACCAACUCACCGGUCAUGACUAGCACCACUCUCACAACCACCACCUCACCGGCCACAACUACCACCACUCCCACAACAACAACCUCACCAGCCACAUCUACCACCACACCCACAACCAGCACCACCGCCUCGCAGUCCACAGCUACCACCACUCCCACAACUACCACCUCACCGGUCACGACUACCACCAUUUCCACAACCACCACCGCCGCCUCGCUGGCCACAACUACCACCACUCCCACUACCACCACCUCGCCGGCCACGACUACCACCACUCCCACAACAACAUCCCCGCCCACAACUACCACCACACCCACACCCACCACCACCGCCUCACCAGCCACAUCUACCACCACACCCACAACUACCACCGCCGCCUCGCCAGCCACAACUACCACCACAACCACCACCACCUCACCGGUCACAACUACCACCACUCCCACUACCACCACCACCACCUCGCCAGCCACGACUACCACCAAACCCACAACCACCACCUCGCCGGCCACGACUACCACCACACCCACAACCACCACCUCGCCAGCCACAACUACAACCACUCCCACAACAACCACCUCGCCUGCCACGACUACCACCACACCCACACCCACCACCACCGCCUCACCAGCCACAACUACCACCACUCCCACUACCACCAACUCACCGGUCACGACUAGCACCACUCUCACAACAACCACCUCCCCGGCCACAACUACCACCACUCCCACAACCACCACCACCGCCUCCCCGGCCACAACUACCACCACUCCCACUACCACCAACUCACCGGUCAUGACUAGCACCACUCUCACAACCACCACCUCACCGGCCACAACUACCACCACUCCCACAACAACAACCUCACCAGCCACAUCUACCACCACACCCACAACCAGCACCACCGCCUCGCAGUCCACAGCUACCACCACUCCCACAACUACCACCUCACCGGUCACGACUACCACCAUUUCCACAACCACCACCACCGCCUCGCUGGCCACAACUACCACCACUCCCACUACCACCACCUCGCCGGCCACGACUACCACCACUCGCACAACAACAUCCCCGCCCACAACUACCACCACACCCACACCCACCACCACCGCCUCACCAGCCACAUCUACCACCACACCCACAACUACCACCGCCGCCUCGCCAGCCACAACUACCACCACAACCACCACCACCUCACUGGUCACAACUACCACCACUCCCACUACCACCACCACCACCUCGCCAGCCACGACUACCACCAAACCCACAACCACCGCCUCGCCGGCCACGACUACCACCACACCCACAACCACCACCUCGCCAGCCACGACUACAACCACUCCCACAACAACCACCUCGCCUGCCACGACUACCACCACACCCACACCCACCACCACCGCCUCACCAGCCACAUCUACCACCACACCCACAACUACCACCGCCGCCUCGCCAGCCACAACUACCACCACAACCACCACCACCUCACCGGUCACAACUACCACCACUCCCACUACCACCACCACCACCUCGCCAGCCACGACUACCACCAAACCCACAACCACCACCUCACCAGUAACGACUACCACCACUCCCACCACCACCACCUCGCCGGCCACGACUACCACCACACCCACAACCACCACCACCACCACAUCGCUUACCACUACCAGCUCUGCCACGCCACCAGUUACAACUUCAUCCACCACCACUACUAGACAGACCAUUACAGGUGAUCAUUUGGUUUUAUGUUGCUGAAUCUGUUUUCAAUGGCUUCUAUAUAGCUGUGUGGGAAACUGGAAACAAAUAUGAAAUUUAGCUGCUUCCUUUUCCUUGAGGCAUUUUUUUUAUGUAAGGCCUAACCCCAGAUUCAGGUUUCAGAGUUCUGUAGCCCUUCCAUUUCAUCUGCACGGGGAACCUUUGACUUUAACCUGGUGGUUUCUGGAAUUUCCGAGUUCCCUGAGUUUUAGUCAUUAUCAGAUUUCUGGUUCUCCUUGCCCCAGAGAAGCCUUCCUUUUCUCUGGGAAGCUUCUGCGAGGUUUCCAGUGAAGCGUUGAUACUUCCUACAGGUAUGUCUUGGCUCAGGAAGAUUCCUUGUGGCACAAGAAUGCAAUGAAAACCAGCUUCCUAACCAGUUACUUCCAGUGCUUUUUUUCUGGGGAUACACAGGGGUACGCAUACCCCUAAACAUUUUAUGACUCUUUGUACUUUUGUCCAUUUACUGUAUUUAUUUCCCCCCGAUUUGAACUAUAAAAUGGUGAUUUUCUUGAGCCAAAAUGAGAGUACCCCUAAACAUUUUUUAAAGAAAAAAAGCACUGGUUACCUCAGUUCCCUUUCCCAUAGCAGUCCAUUUUCAUUGGCUUGCAUCCCCUUCUCUUUCUUGCCUUGCUGUGGUCUAAGCCACUGAGCCUCUAGGGCUUGCCAAUCAGGAGGUCAGCGGUUCGAAUCUGUUACGAUAUUGAAGCAAUUCAGCCGCGAGCUGCUGGUAGCUUGAAAGCAAAACAUAAUGGGAAUGUUGGGACUGUUCCGUGGGAAACAGAGGGACAGUCAAUUCACAGUGCAGAGGGCACCGGAAUUAGCUCAGAGUGUAAUAUGAGCUGUACAGGAAGUACAGGAGGAGUUUGUCUCUCGACUGCUGGAGCUUGAAGAGAGCAGUCAUGCUUUUGUAACGCUGCAAAGACAGAAAUAAAGGAAUGUAAAUACGUUUCUGUCUAUCUCUUCCUCUGCCUGGGGGGCAGGAAAGAGGGGGUGUGUCCUUCUCACUCUGAGAAGGAUCGCCUAUCGCGACCUCUACCUGGAUCCUGCUGGGGAAUGCAGACAGGGAGGUCAACAGGAGAUCAAGCCGGGUGCCUGGAGAGUAGCCAGUUUCUCCUGAUUAAGGCUUGAUUCCCGACAUCCCCACAACGGAGUGAGCUCCCGUUGCUCUGUCCCAGCUCCUGCCAACCUAGCAGUUCGAAAGCACGCCAGUGCAAGUAGAUAAAUAGGUACCACUGUGGCGGGAAGCUAAACGGCGUUUCCAUGCAUUCUGGCUUCCAUCACAGGUGUCCCGUUGCGCCAGAAGCAGUUUAGUCCUGCUGGCCACAUGACCCGGAAAGCUGUCUGUGGAUGAACGGUGGCUCCCUCGGCCUGAAAGUGAGAUGAGCGCCACAACCCCAUAGUCGCCUUUGAUUGGACUUAACCAUUCAAGGGUCCUUUACCUUUUUACCUUUUACCACAGAAAGCAAAGGAAGUUUGCCACUUCAGCAGAUAAUGGCAUCAAAUUGGAGUUUGGCCAUAGUGGUUUGAACAUUUUAGAGAGUGAUUUUUGGCAACUGGCUGCAAAGGGGUUGUACGCAUUCAGUGUGGGCAAGGGACAUUCAACAUGGACAAUAUGGACAAGAGAAGGUCAGUGUUGAUUUCCCUGCAACAACGCUCACCAACUUCCAAAAUUAACAGGAAUGAGGGCCUUGGUGCCAUGCCUGUCAACAUGGCCCAAAGCUGGAUUAGACAGGGCACUUCAAAAACCUUUCAGAUGAACUUAAUACGUUUGUUAUUUAAGUGUAUUUUGGAAGCUGCUACGCGGGUGGCGUCGUGGGUUAAACCACAGAGCCUAGGACUUGCUGAUCAGAAGGCUGGCAGUUCGAAUCCCAUCAACGGGGUGAGCUCCCGUUCCUCAGUCCCAGCUCCUGCCAACCUAGCAGUUCAAAAGCACAUCAAAGUGCAAGUAGAUAAAUAGGUACCGCUCUGGCGGGAAGGUAAACGGCGUUUCCGUGUGCUGCUCUGGUUCGCCAGAAGCGGCUUAGUCAUGCUGGCCACAUGACCCGGAAGCUGUCUGCGGACAAACGGUGGCCUAUAGAGCGAGAUGAGCGCCGCAACCCCAGAGUCGGCCACGACUGGACCUAAUGGUCAGGGGUCCCUUUACCUUUACCUUACCUUCCCGCUCCACUCUUCUUCAACCUGUGGCACCUUAAAAGAGUAGCAAGUGUUUCAUGGCAUCCUCGGCUGAGAUAAAAUUUUCAGCUCUGAGGAAUUGUGAAACGUUACUUGAGUGUCAAGAAGAAUUUCACUUUCCCUAUGUGUUUUUCUCUAUAUACCUGUACAUUAGAUUGCUGCUAACCACAUUUUGUGGGGGAAACCUUCUCUCUUCCAGAAACGUGUGAAAAUGGGGGAACACAUGAUGGCAUCAAAUGUUUGUGCCUUAGCAAUUUCUAUGGGCCGAAGUGUGAGUUCCCAGUUGAAGACAUGCCUUUUGAAGUGGGUAAGUAGAACCGAGAGCAACCUGACCUCCAUUCCUGCAGAGCAGACCAAGUACACUCCAAUCCCUUUUGCGCCGUAUAUAAGACGGGAAAGACUAGGGUAUCAUCAAACAUCAAUAAUAAUAACAGUCUGAUCCGAUACAAAAAAAGUCACAAUAACUUAAAAAUAAACAACCUAUAUCAAAUAAAGUGAUAUUCAAUAAUCCGUUAGAAUCUAUAACAGUAAGCAGUAAAAUUAAAUAUCGGGCAAGUAAUAAACCGUUCAGACUUAUCCACUGCAAUGAAGAAUGAUUAAACUACAAGCCAUAAAAGUAACGGCAAGGCACAAUGCAUAAAAUACCGCAAAACGUACAAAAUGAUGUAUUAACAACUACUACUACUACUACUUGUUAUUAAAUUAUUAAAUUAAUUAUUAAAUUAAGUUAUUCAGCUAUCUUCUCUUUAAAAGACAUCCAGGGGGAUUGGAGGGGUAAAGCAAAAACAUUUGGGGUGGGGACCACAGUUGGGGGCUUUAAGAUGUUUAAAGCGCUCUUAACCACUACAGCGGCCAUAGCUUCCCCGCAAAGAAUCCAGGGAAUUGUAGUUUGUUCCGGGCGCUGGAAAUUGUAGCUCUGUGAGGGAUUUUCUGACAGCUCUCAACACCUUUGUAUAUAUAAAUAUGAUGAUAAUGAUAAUGAUAAUGAUGAUAAUAAUAAUAAUAAUAAUAAUAAUAAUAAUUUAUACCCCGCCCAUCUGGCUGGGUUUCCCCAGACACUCUGGGCAGCUUCCAACAGAAUAUUAAAAUACAAUAGUCUAUUAAACAUUAAAAGCUUCCCUAAACAGGGUUGCCUUCAGAUGUCUUCUAAAAGUCUGGUAGUUGUUGUUCUCUUUGACAUCUGGUGGGAGGGCGUUCCACACGGCGGGUGCCACUACCGAGAAGGCCCUUUGCCUGGUUCCCUGCAACUUGGCUUCUCGCAGCGAGGGAACCGCCAGAAGGCCCUCGGCGCUGGACCUCAGUGUGAUAUAAAUGAGAUUAGACAUUUAUAUGGCACUUUUGAGCUCUUAAAAGAGCACUCAGAGCACAAUAAAUCCCAUGGACAAAGUUAUAAAUAGAGAAAAUCAUAUACAAUCUUGGCAAGGAUGCGAUUUCUCCUCUUCUAAUUUGCUCUUGGAAUAGAACCAUUAGCAACAGCUAUCAGGAAUCGCAAGGGAGCCUUUGAACUUUGGGCAAAACGCCACGUUGUGUUAAACACGCUUUUUAAAAAAAGGCUUAUGCUGACCAUUUUUAUUUCAAAGGAAAGCAGAAUUCCCCACACCUUUGAUCUGGAUUCCACUCUAAAUCUGGAUUGGAGCCCCACAGUAGAUUCACACCCCAGCUGCUCUUUGCCCCUGUAGGUCAUGCUUAUGGCAUCUUUGGGGGGUAAAUAUCAGCUGUGGGGUGGAGGCAAUCCCUCCAGCAUAAUCAGAACCAAUGCCUAUAAAACCGGACAAGGCUUCUGCAAAUACAGACUUUUUCCUGGCAGAGGCAGAUGUUCCUAGACCAGGCAUAGGCAAACUCCGGCUUCCAGAUGUUUUGAGACUACAAUUCAUCCCUGACCAUUGGUCCUGUUAGCUAGGGAUGAUGGGAAUUGUAGUCCCAAACAUCUGAAGGGCUGGAGUUUGCCUAUGUCUGUCCUAGACUGAGGAUCAGCCAAAUCUGAACGAGGAGUGUCAAUUAAAGUAUAACUAAUAGCCAUAACUAUUACUAAUAGCAUAGAUCUGCCAUUUAGACAUUUGCCCUGCCCCAUUGCAACCCAUGUUAAGUUCUAGUGUUAGGAGAUGGGAAGAAAAACUUCUGUUUCUCCACAUCAUACAUUUUAUGAGGUUUUCUCUUAUUCAUGUCCUUCUUAGUGGGGUGGGGUUUCACCUUAACUAAAACACCUCCAGCAUUUUAGCAGUUCCUCAGAGGGGACAUGUUCCAAUCGCCUGAUGAUCGAUCUCCCUCCAUUUUAGAAAGUGUGCCCGUGACAAUUGAAGUCCAAGUUAAAAUCACCAACAAGGAGUUCGUUCCAGAGCUCGAGAACCAAGAGUCAGAAGAGUAUAAGAACUUGGAAGAGGAAUUUAAGAUGCAGGUAACAAUGAACCAUUGACUCAUCCUUCAACACCUUGCUCUGUUGGUUAUAGAGUUCUCUUUCAUUCUGUUUACCUUCCCUGUCUAAAUGACUCCAGCCUAGAUUAUUAAGACAUUCUGUAUUUUUCCUCUCCACCAUUUAGAUGGACAAUGUUUAUCAGGGCGUCUCUGGAUACCAAGGUGUGGUGAUCUUAAAACUGCGGUAGGUACCUGAAGCAGAGACCACUUUGAGAUGCCAUAUUGUCCAGUGGCCUAUUCAUGUUUCAGAUUAGGCUAAGGUGAAGCCAGUGAACGAGUCCUCCUGGCUUCCUGUUGCCACCCUACCAGGUCCCUCUCUCCUCAAAGGAAACCCAAGAGGUUGUUGUUCCCAGAAUCCCCCUUGUUCCGUAUCAUUCCCAGGCACCUAAUCUCUCCCUAGGAGAUCUUAGGCUGCUCCUGUCUGUACUCCUGUUAUCUGCAUGACUAAGGCUAACGUUCAUCUACUGAUUGAAGAGUAGCCCAUUUUUUGAAAACAUCCCCAGUCUAGAUUCCAAAUCAAGAAUAUUUCCACAAACAGAGACAGUUCGUGCGUUGUUGUUGUUGUCGUCGUCCUUGUCCUCGUCCUUGUGGUUGUCAUUAAUAAUUUUUAUUAGUUUUCAAUUACAAUCCAAUACAGUGGUACCUCGGGUUACAUACACUUCAGGUUACAGACUCCGCUAACCCAGAAAUAGUACCUCGGGUUAAGAACUUUGCUUCAGGAUGAGAACAGAAAUCUUGCUCCAGCGACACAGCGGCAACGGGAGGCCCCAUUAGCUAAAGUGGUGCUUCAGGUUAAGAACAGUUUCAGGUUAAGAACGGACCUCCGGAACGAAUUAAGUACUUAACCCGAGGUCCCACUGUAAUAGCCUCAUUAUAACAAUACCAAUUUAUAAUACAAUUACUAAUACCAAUCGUUCAAAUACCAAAUUAUAUAAUUUAGAUAAGGUCCCGUCCCCCCGCGUGCUAGAAUUGAUGGUUUGAUUAUUUCUUUAUUUCUGCAUUACAAAAUCUUAUGAAUUUCAAUUACAUUCCGGUCAUAAUAACAAUCCCUUAUACGACAACUGCAAUAUUAAUAACUUCCAUUCAUGCUGACACAUUAAAUGAUUUAUAAAACUACAAAUGAGGCACUCAAACAAUAUCUUUGUUCUUCCUGUGUGUGGCAAUUAUUCUGUCUGUGGUGUUUCUUCCUGUCCUUGUAAAAUGUUAUGUUUAUCUUUUCCCGGUUGUUGCUGUUAUCCAUCAGGCAUUGGGCGGAGCUGAUAUCCCAUUGUUGUCGUCCGUGCAUUGUUAUGCAUUCGGCUUGUGCGCCAUACAUUGAAAGCACAUUGCAUUCUGCAAAUAAUCAUGGGAACUGGAGGGCAUCUAUCAGAAAUCUGCAAUUCCCAGCACCCUUCACAGACUGCAGCUCUCAGAAUUCUUUGGAGGAAAACAUGUCCUUUAAAUGUAUAUGGUGUGCAUACAGCCAUGCUGGUAGAACAAGAUUUAGGCUGCCCCCAUAGCACUGAUCUUGCACAUUCAUAAGGACAUAAGUGAAUUUCCGGUUUUGGCUUUCUCCUCGUCAACGUGCGCCCCUGCCGCAUAGCUGUCAACCGUCCCUUAUUUGGCGGGAAACUCCCUUAUCCCAGCGCCGUGUCCCGCUGCUGUCCCUUAUUGAUGAUGUCCCUUAAAUUUCCCGGGUUUCAUGCUUGCCCGGCUCGGGAGGGAAGCAGCGGCCCGGGGUCCUCCGCCGCGCGAGAGAGUGCAUGCUGGCAUCCUGGUGCGAGGAGUUCUAUCGGCCCUUCCCUGCCCGAGAGAGAGGGGGGAGGGAGAGACUCUUGCCCACGCCACCCGCGAGCCCGGAGGCGGCAGCAGUGGUGGCAGCUGAGGAGGCGGCCUGAGGGAGGAGGAAGAGGAGGCGAUGGGGAUGGGGAGGGACGCAGAAGGGCGGCGCUUCAGCGGCCACGGCGGGAACCGUAACCGCCUCAUGCCGGAUUGACAGCAUCUGUCAAUCCUACCAAUGUAUGUAACUCUUUACAACAGCAAAAUCCCUUAUUUUGCCUGCUGAUCCCUUAUUUUCGAGGCUGCUGCUCCCUUAUUUUCAAAUCUGUAAGUUGACAGCUAUGCCCUGCCGUGCUCUUUUUAACAACAAAAUGGUGGUUGAGAUAUUGCCCUUUUUCAUCACUGUGUUAGGAAAGGCAGCAUUAUCGUGGACCACGAAGUCAUCAUUAAAGCUGUAAUAAACAACGAUGUGAACAUCAUUGACAAAACUGUCCAGAAUUUGACCGAGGUCGUGCGGAAGCAGCUGACUGCCGUCAACUCCACUCAGGAGGAAUGCAAUACAGGGAACUCAUGUAAGCUCCGGGCAACAGUCUUCCAGUUCGAGAUGAUAUUUCAAUAUUAUUGUGUCCUCCUGGCUAGAGAAGGGUACUCAGAAGGUUCCAUGGCUGGGAGUCCCUGCACUAAAUAAAAGUCCAUAUCUAGAGAAGGAGUCAGAUUGAUCUCUUGCAGCAAAAACAAGAAAAAAGGUUGUGACACCUUGAAGAAUUUCAUGAUGGCAUUAUAAGCUGUUAUGGACUAUCUCAGGCUUCCUCAACCUCGGCCCUCCAGAUGUUUUGAGACUACAAUUCCCACCAUCCCUGACCACUGGUCCUGCUAGCUAGGGCUCAUGGGAGUUAUAGGCCAAAAACAUCUGGAGGGCCAAGGUUGAAGAAGCCUGGACUAACUUCUACUUCAUCAAAUGCUUCAGAGAGCCAAGAUGUGUGUGCCUGAUUUCCUCCAUCCACCUAUUUCUAACAAGAGCUUCUUUCACAUACCGUCCAACAUUUCUCCGAUGAAACUGGGACGUCCUAUUCCAUUAUUGGGACGCGGGUGGCACUGUGGGUUAAACCACAGAGCCUAGGGCUUGCUGAUCAGAAGGUCGGCGGUUCGAAACCUCGUAACGGGGUGAGCUCCCGUUUUUCGGUCCCUGCUCCUGCCAACCUAGCAGUUUGAAAGCAGGCCAGUGCAAGUAGAUAAAUAGGUACUGCUCUGGUGGGAAGGUAAACGGCAUUUCUCUGUGCGCUGCUCUGGUUCGCCGGAAGCGGCUUAGUCAUGCUGGCCACGUGACCCGGAAGUUGGCUCCCUCGGCCAGUAAAGCGAGAUGAGCGCCGCAACCCCAGAGUCGUCUGUGACUGGACUUAACUGUCAGGGGUCCCCUUACCUUUACCUAUUCCAUUAUUAUUAUUAUUAUUAUUAUUAUUAUUAUUCCCCACCCACCUGACCUAUGUUCAAGAUUACAUUACAGCGUAUACCUCUCCACAUUACCUUCUUUAGAGAGACUUUAGAGAGACUGUCAGGGCAUUUUGAAGAGGUGCAGAAAAAAUAUAUAAGAAAGGAAAUAAGUAAAAUCAUGCAAUGUAACCAUCUCUUUCUUUCCACAGCAUUUUGCUUUUCAGCUUCACCUGACCCUAUUUUGAGCGCAAGCACAAAUUUUUCAGCUGAAGGUGAGUCCCAGAAUUAGGGAGGGACAAAGGGAUUAUUUAUGCACCCGCAGCCUGUCCAGUGAGAGCAAAAACAGUGAGCUGCCUGGAACUGGUCCUGCAUGCUUGCUCAUUCUAAACCCAAGGGGAGCUGCCUGCCUGUUCUUCUGGCUGCAUCAUGGUGUCAGCAAGUUGGCACUGCCAGGCCUCCAUUCUUCUCUUUCAUGGUGGGAUAGUUUGGCAGAUGCCUUCCAAUGUUCCUCAGAUGAAAACAGGUACAUUCUAUUCCGCAUCAGUAUCACUAGAUCCACACUGAUCUGUUAAACCAGGGGUCAGCAAACUUUUUCAGCAGGGGGCCGGUCCACUGUCCCUCAGACCUUGUGGGGAGCCGGACUAUAUUUUGAAAAAAAAUAUGAAUGAAUUCCCAUGCCCCACAAACAACCCAGAGAUGCAUUUUAAAUAAAAGCACACAUUCUACUCAUGUGAAAACACCAGGCAGGCCCCACAAAUAACCCAGAGAUGCAUUUUAAAUAAACGGACACAUUCUACUCAUGUGAAAACACCAGGCAGGCCCCACAAAUAACCCAGAGAUGCAUUUUAAAUAAACGGACACAUUCUACUCAUGUGAAAACACCAGGCAGGCCCCACAAAUAACCCAGAGAUGCAUUUUAAAUAAAAGCACACAUUCUACUCAUGUGAAAACACCAGGCAGGCCCCACAAAUAACCCAGAGAUGCAUUUUAAAUAAAAGCACACAUUCUACUCAUGUGAAAACACCAGGCAAGCCCCACAAAUAACCCAGAGAUGUGUUUUAAAUAAAAGGACACAUUCUACUACUGACACAUUCUACUCAUGUAUAAACACGCCGAUUCCUGGACCGUCCAUGGGCUGGAUUUAGAAGGCGAUUGGGCUUUUAGAGGUGCUUAGGUGGGGCAUGGCCAAGAAAGGUUGGGAACCACUGUCGUAGUCGCUGCUGCCCUGGACCCCCUUCCCCCCAUCGGCAGUACCCACUGAGCUGCCUCCGCUUCCCUGAGUGUGACUUUGGUCCCAGACAGUCCUGGCCGUGGGGAGGGGAGGGGCAGGCAGCUGGGCGAGCAAGUGGAGCUGGGUUUAUUGGGGAGGCACAGUGCAGCCCUGCUGGUCUCUAGUGGGUGGAUGGGUGGCCGCUGCAGUGAAUGAAAAGGUGGAGAAAGAUUUUAGGUUUCUUUAAGGGGAGAGGGGAAAGGCUUGCAUCUGGGAAUCUGGGGCUCUGCCUGACAAAGCGAGAAGCCACGAUAGCCUUAAGGGCUUCAUGAAGGUCCUGGCGGUUUUUGUGGCAGUGGUCUCUUCUUCUUUCUCCUUCCCAGCUGCUUGCAGAAAAAACAUUGAUCCCAGAUAUGCAGACUACUAUUACCCCGACAACUCCACAGGCACGUUGCGCUGUAUCUCCAACUGCACGAAGGACACCAAAAACACCAUGAACUGCAACAAUGGCUUAUGUAGCUUAUCUGAAAGAGGCCCUUACUGCAGGUAAGUGGACAGAGGAGCGGAUAGCAGAAAUAUCCCUGGAUCCGGGCAUCCCAUUGCAAACCUGAAUUUGUGCCAGUACGUGAUAGAAUCCCAGCUGAAAACUGUGACAGUCUGAAAGAGCCCUGUUCCUCUUCUUCCCCUCUGCAAGAAAAUCCAGAUGUGGGCUGGGAAGGGGGCAAUGCUCUCCCCUAAAACCACUUGCACAUCUCUCCCAUACACUUGUCCUACACUCGAGUAGGACCCUGGCAGAGACACGUGUCUGACUGGCAUGUUCUCUCCCUCCUGGUCGUUCGUUUGGGAGCUUCAAAAGCUUUCUUCAGCCCAAACAUCACAGCAACCGAUGCCAACAGACACACUUAGGGAUCCGCAGAGUUUGCACAUCAUGCACGUGACAGACCUCAGCAACUCAGCAUUUUGGCUAAUUACUUUAUUUACAUAUUAACACACACGGAGCACUGCAACAUGGCUCCCUCUCUCUCUAGCAUCAGACAGCAAAGAGAAAGAACAAAGGACAAUAGUCCCACUUCACGGAACACAGGAACACAAACAUCCUGUCUCCGUCACUUCCCACUCUGUGGAGUCAAAACAUAUACCGUCAUGUGCAAGACAACAAUCCCAUGACUGCAAUCACGGAGCAGGAAUUCUAACACCUGGCAAGGCCUUGGGAAGGGGGAAUGCGCUCCCCUGAAACCACUUGCACAUCUCUCCCAUAGGUGCAAUGAUGUGGAGUCCUUUUGGUACAUGGAUGAUCGCUGCCAAACACCGAUCCGGAAGAGCGAUGUUGGCUUUGGGGUUGGGCUGGCUGUCCUUGCAGUGAUCAGCACCAUCCUGGCGAUAUUCCUCCUCAGAGCCAGAUGGAGGAAGUCUCGUUCCAGGUAAGAAGCACAAGAAGUGCAUGGGUACAGUGGCGUAGCGUGGGGGGUGCAGGGGGGGCCGGCCGCACCGGGCGCAACAUCUGGGGGUUAGGGUUAGGAGGCGCAAAUCCACGGGUUAGGGGGCGCAAAUUACUUGCCUUGCUCUGGGUGCUGACAACCCACGCUACGCCACUGCAUGGGUAAGAUGCAGGCUGGAGGAGAAUAACCUAAAUUUCUGGUCCUUCUUAGCAGGGAGCCGAACCUAAUGAGUUAGCGAUUUCCUGGGAUCUUGUAUAGCAAUGAGUAGGGGAUCUGUUUGGUCCCAUGAGCUGGAUCAGGUUUGAACUCGCAGGGCAAAUUUGACAGGUCAGUCGCCCGAUGCCACAGUGCCAACUGCUGAAACGUGCUUUGAAACUGUGGACUUCAAAGCAUCUCUCAAGGUUCUGCUAAAACAACGGCCCUUUUCUUCAUUUUAGAAGGGGUUUUUAUGCAUUGGAAUCCCCUGCUAAAAUGAAUGUUUUCUUCCCCAUGUCUUAGCAGCGGAUAACAAAGGGUGAGAGGAGCACUUUAGCUGGGUUUUUUGUGAAAAUCCUUUUUCUACGUAUUAUUAUUUUAUUUUUAUUUGCACUUUUAACAAACAAACAAAAAAAGGAAGGGGAAUAGAUGUAUAAAAUGAAAUAGAGGAAAAUAAAUGACGUACAAAUAAUACCACCACCGACAAAAGCAAACAAGCCACACAACACCAUCACAGAAUUGUAGAGUUGGAAGGGACCACAAGGGUCAUCUAGUCCAACCCCCUGCAAUAUACAGGAAUCUUUUUGCCCAAUGUGGGACUCGAACACACAACCCUGAGAUUUCGGUAUGCAACCUGUUCAAAGGUAGCCAGUACAGCAAGGUCCUUAGAUGACUGAGUAAUAGAUGGUGCAUAUUCUUCCCCACAAGCUGAAAGCAUAAGUCUUAUGAACCAUAAAGGUAAAGGUACCCCUGCCUGUACGGGCCAGUCAUGUCCGACUCUAGGGUUGUGCGCCCAUCUCACUUAAGAGGCCGGUGGCCAGCGCUGUCCGGAGACACUUCCGGGUCACGUGGCCAGCGUGACGAAGCUGCAGCUGGCGAGCCAGCACCAGUGCAGCGCAUGGAACGCCGUUUACCUUCCCGCUAUAAAGUUGUACCUAUUUAUCUACUUGCACUUAGGGGUGCUUUCGAACUGCUAGGUGGGCAGGAGCUGGGACCGAAAGACAGGAGCUCACCCUGUUGCAGGGAUUCGAACCGCCAACCUUCUGAUCGGCAAGUCCUAGGCUCUGUGGUUUAACCCACAGUGCCACCUGCGUCCCACCUUAUGAACCAUAAGAGCUAGCAAAAGAGCUAGCUAAGGGAGAGGGCAGCCUGCGCUGGAAGAGCGGUGUUAGAAACUCAGAUAUAUAAGUUAUGUGCCAAAUAGCUCCUUAAACCAGAGUUACAGUCACCAAAACAGAAUGCCUAGUUGCCAUUUUGGGGCCAGAUAGCUCGAAAGUCCUAUUUCUCAAUAUGGCCUUUUGGUUGCCGAAAUUCGUUCUGAGUGUGCAGAUAAAAUAUAAUGGGUAGAAUUCCGCAGGAUGUGUUGCUAGUGUGUGAAAGAGGUGGUGGAGACAUCGGGCAUCUUCACCUGGUUGCAAAUGGCCGGUUUUGUUGUUGUUUAGUCAUUUAGUUAUGUCCGAUUCUUCGUGACCCCAUGGACCAGAGCACGCCAGGCACUCCUGUCUUCCACUGCCUCCCGCAGUUUGGUCAAACUCAUGUUUGUAGCUUUGAGAACACUGUCCCACCAUCUCAUCCUCUGUCGUCCCCUUCUCCUUGUGCCCUCCAUCUUUCCCAACUUUCCCAGGGUCUUUUCCAGGGAGUCUUCUCUUCUCAUGAGGUGGCCAAAGUAUUGGAGCCUCAGCUUCAGGAUCUGUCCUUCCAGUGAGCACUCAGGGCUGAUUUCCUUCAGAAUGGAUAGGUCUGAUCUUCUUGAAGUCCGUGGGACUCUCAAGAGUCUCCUCCAGCACCAUAAUUCAAAAGCAUCAAUUCUUCGGCGAUCAGCCUUCUUUAUGGUCCAGCUCUCACUUCCAUACAUCACUACUGGGAAAACCAUACCUUGGUGCAAAAUGUACCUGGCGCACGUUGAAUGCUGUCAUCCUUCUGUCUGCCUUCAGGUCCUAGUAAUGACCUCUUGGUUGUUGUUCCUGCAGCUUCUCCGAUGAUGCUGAGGCCUGGUAUGAGGAAGAUGAGGAAGAGUGGAAGCCCUCAGGAGGUCUGACCAUCGUGAAUGAAGGAGCUGCCAAUGAAGGUAAGGACUCUUCACAGCUACAUUAGGUAGCUGUGGGCCAGGGAUUGCUCUUCAAAACUUAGGCUUGGGACCUCUUAGCAGUGCCACAUAUUGCACUGAGAUAAAACAAGGCUGUGAAUACCUGUGCAGAACACAUCUGUCUCUGGUGGAGGAACCACAAGCAGGCACCCACUCACCGCCAUAUUAUGGAAGUGUUCCUGGCAUCCAGGCAGACUACAGCCAUUCUACAAACUCUCUCUGUGUGUGUGUGUGACUUUACGGAGCAACUGAGUGGCAGGGUCAAGGGCCAAUCUGUGCACAGGGCUGACCAGGGCCGGCCCAGGAGUUUUGAUGGCUUCCAGGAAAGCAAAUGUCUUGCUUUGCAAAAAGCAAGGAGGAGAGCACUGCUGCAAGGGCUGUGUAGACCAGGAGCAAAUCAGGGUGUGUGUGUGUGUGUGUUUUCUUGGUUUGUAUGUAGCUUUCCCCCCUCCCCACAUCCCAUUGCUGCUCUCAGCAACAGCCCUCCCUUCCCUUUGGUCACAAACUUGUUCUUUGAAGCACACAGGAGUCUUAGUACUCGGCUGCAAUGAAAAGAACUGCAGUCGGGAAGGUAUGCCCACAAGGAAGGCUUUGCGAUGGAGAAAACAGGCUCUCUGUUAAGGCCAAUCAUUCAUUUUGGCUGUUCUGUGGCCCUUUCCUCCUCAGAAAGCCAAGACAGAAACAGGAGUUUCCAGGUCUCUCUGGACUCGGUUGAUACGACGACACAGGUGAGUACAAGCAGCUCUCUUGCAAAGCUUCUCACUUCUCAUCCUCAGGGACCAGCAACUGAUGCAGAUCUGGUAAAUCAGGAAGGGGGGGCAGAUGGAGACCUGCAAGGGAACAUGUGGGAGCUGCCAGAAUGAGCUUUGCAGCUUCAUCAUUACCAGGCGCUGUACACACACAAGCCCAUUUGCAAAGUAAAGGUAAAGGGACCCCUGACCAUUAGGUCCAGUCGUGGCCGACUCUGGGGUUGCGGUGCUCAUCUCGCUUUAUUGGCCAGGGGAGCCGGUGUACAGCUUCAGGGUCAUGUGGCCAGCAUGACUAAGCCGCUUCUGGCGAACCAGAGCAGCGCACGGAAACGCCGUUUACCUUCCCACCGGAGCGGUACCUAUUUAUCUACUUGUACUUUGACGUGCUUUUGAACUGCUAGGUUGGUAGGAGCAGGGACCAAGCAAUGGGAAUUCAUCCCAUCGAGGGGAUUCAAACCGCUGAACUUCUGGUGAUCAGCAAGUCCUAGGCUCUGUGGUUUAACUCACAGCGCCACCUGCAUCCCAGCCCAUUUGCCGCACAAACCAAAAAUGUCAUUUUCCUCAAUCCAGAAUUGUUAGUGCUGAUCCUCAACCUAGAAUCUGUAUAGCUUGAUUCUAGAGCCUGCUGCCCACAAGGGUGAGCUUACUUGAUAUACAUUGGAAAACCUUCCCCUUGCUUCGGUAAUCCAUGUUUUCUCCCCUUUGCACGUGCCUCAGAUAAAUGAAACAGGAAGCAGUGAUUAUGCUAUUGCAACGCACCCACCCAAAAUGUCAUUGGGCAGGUCAUGGGCACAGCCAGGAUUUAUUUUAGGGGCAGAACAGAACAGACACAAUUGGCCAAUUAGAUUUAGAGGGGGGCAGAUGCCCCCCUGCCUAUGCCCAUGUGGCAAGUGUAGAUACACGCCCAUUGCUGGGACUGACUAGAUCUGUUUUCAUCUGUUUGCAUGUCGAGAUCCCCAGGGCCACCCCAAUAACUCACACAUCACACAGAAUUUUUUGUUUAAGAUUUUUGGCAUAAUUUUGGCCACAACUUUAUUGAAAUACAAAUUUGUGAGUGGUUGCUUAGGCAUUGGUUGCGACUAUCUGCCCCCACCAUGGGGGACAGACUGACAUUCCGCACGAUGCGAAAGUCAGAAUAGGGGAAUACACUUGGGGGUAACGAUGGAGCAGGGAACCUGCCCUCACCCCAAAUGCAACCAGGAGCUCAUUGCUAUGGCCCGAGCCCCCUUGGCAGAGUGGACAAGCAAUAGUUAGCCCCCAAUUCCUUUAACAGAAUCCCUUGCAGCAGCAGCAUUAGAGGGGCAGGCACUCAACCUACCAAGGGCAGGCACUCAACCACUGCCCCUCAACCAACCAAACCAUAAACCAAUGCCUAACCACAACCUUACAAGCUGUGACGAUUUGCUACGCAGUAGGCAAAAACCAAAUGGCCCCAGGCAAUCAGCCAGAUGGACAAAAUUCCUACCGGGCCCCUGCCCCAAGAGCAGACGACCCCAUGACAGGCAUAGCAAGGUCAAAGCGAACAACCCUAAUUCUAGGGAGGGGGGGGACGGGCAAUCCGAUGCACAGUCGAAAAGAGGAAACCCUAGCCUCGUGCAAGGAGUUUUAGCAUUUCUGGCUGUCAAUCAACAAAUGGCAAAGAGCUAUUACUUUUUGGAUGAGACCAGUGUCGUGCAUAUGCAGCCUCAGGCACUCAGAGGUGAAAGCAGCAAACUUUAUUGCAGUCUCCCUGCACACAUUUCCCCAUCCGUCUUUGUCUGAAGAACACUGAAGAACACACACAAAGGCCCUUUUAGAAAAUUGCCCCAGAAUCAGUACAGGGCAGUAAUCUACGGAAACCACUGGAGGGAGCUGCAGUCAUUAGGAUCUUACCAACCAAAACAAAAGAGACCAAGUACAGCAGUGAAAACUGGAAUUGAAACAGCUCCAAAAUACAGUCGUACCUUGGAAGUCGAACGGAAUCCGUUCCAGAAGUCCGUUCGACUUCCAAAACAUUCGGAAACCAAAGCACAGCUUCCCAUUGGCUGCAGGAAGUUCCUGCAGCCAACUGGAAGCCACGUCGGACGUUCAGCUUCUGAAAAUCUUUUGAAAACCAGAACACUCACUUCCGGGUUUCGAUCAUUCGGGAGCCAAUUUGUUCAGGAGCCAAGGCGUUUGAGAUCCAAAGUACGACUGUAUAACUUGCAAAAAGGCAAACAGGUCUUGCAACAGAACGUUGUGCUCUCUCUAACGAGAGUGUUCCUAUUUAGGAUUUCAGCCAGCCUGGCAUGCCCUCCUCCAGCAUUGUAUGAGCCAGAGGUAGCCAACAGAUAUCUCCACAUGGACUACAGUUCCCAACAUCUUUAUCUGGACAACACUCACCACUAAGGCUUUCGAAAUCAAUUAAAAAAUUUUAAAAAUUGUCCAGUAGCACCUUAGAGACCAAGAUGGUUCUGGGUCUAAGCUUUCGUGUGCAUACUAAGGCUGUUGUUGUUGUUUAAAUCAGAGGAGUGAUGCUAUUGUGGAGUUUACAUGCAAACAGUAACCCAGUCUUAGUUAACUAGCUACAGGAAAGGUGAUUAAUCAGCCCUAAAAAAGAUUCCGCAGAUACAUUACUUUCAAAUGGCUUUAUAAAAUUUCACUGAAAUCUUAAAGUGCACAUUUGCAAUUGCUGAUUUCUUUGGGUGUCAAAUGAACCCUAUAUCUUUUGUGGAGCUCAUAGAGUAUCUGACCUUUUCUCUUUGCAGAUGCAGUUCCAAAAACCAACAGCACUGACCAACUAUUGAUCCCAUCCUGGAACACAUUGUGGAAAUUUGACUGAAUUACAUCAAGGACCCUGAAAGCCCAACACUAACAGUCAGACUAUAUUACAGUUGUCUACAUUCCUUCCUGGGAGAGAGUUUUGGGGCUUGGUAUCAUCAGUAUGAUGAAGACACCCAGCUCUGUUUCUCCUUUCCACCUAAAUCCAAGGAAGCUUGUCUCAGUUCUGGAGCAGAAUCUGUCAUCAGUAGUGGACUAGAGGAAGGUGAAGAAAUGGAAACUUAAACCAUACAAAACAAAGGUGCUCUUGGUCAGUCAGAAGACAGAACAGGGAAUAGGGAUAUUGGAAACUGGUUUGUUGUUUUUUUAUGACUGCUCCUAGACUUUGAAACUCCCUCCAUACACAACUUAAGACUUUCUCUCUCCUUGCAUAGCUGUCAACUUACAGAUUUGAAAAUAAGGGACCAGCAGCCUCAAAAAUAAGGGAUCAGCAGCCAAAAUAAGGGAUUUUCCAAGCACAGGUAUGUUCAACUUCUGAGCCCCUCCAAGCCAAAGGCAGAAAGCCCAGCCAGCAGCCAAACGAAGCCUCAAGCGGUGGUUCCCACAGCGCAGCAACCCAGCAAAGGGGAUGCAGCAAGGAAAACCACCGUCACCUCUCCGCUGGGAAGCGCUGAGCAAAGGCGAGUCCCCAGGCAACACGGCCGAUUUGAUCGGCACAAGGCAUGCAAGCUCCACCCCCCAGUCAUUCUUAGACUCCUUAUUGGGUGAGCAACGCAGCCAAGCAACCCAGUUGGAGCCUCCCUGGCCGACAGGGAGGGAGAGGAGCUGCUUCCUUUGAAACCCGGGAAAUUUAAGGGACAUCAUCAGUAAGGAACAGCAGCGGGACACAGCGCUGGGAUAAGGGAGUUUCCCGCCAAAUAAGGGACAGUUGACAGCUAUGCUCCUUGUUAUCCUUCCACUGGCUAAUGAAGACUUUCUUAUUCCAACAAUGCUGUUGCGAAGUGACUGUUUGUGCGGAAAGGGCUGACACAAUGAUGUUUUUUAUUGUAAUUAUCUGUAUGUUCUAACAAAACAUACACACACCCUUCCAUUGCAUGCGAAGACAGGCUUCAGCAGAUUGAGCAGACGAGAUCGAUAGUGUAUCCGAUGGUCUACAAGGCAGUUUCUGCACGUACUGUACAGGGAAGUUAGGGGCAGAUGUGGCUUGUCAACCUGGGAAGGUAGCCCAUAUAAGAGAAGGGAAAAAGUGAUCCUAAACCUCCACUGCCUUGCAAGAUAUCCUCGGGAGAAGAAAAAGCUGAGGAGUGAAGCCUGUACAAACCUGAAGUCCCUAAGAAAGUUGGAUGGCUCCUUAAAGGCCUCCUUCUGGCAACUCCUGCAGCCAAGUUGAUGCCAAACGUCUUGCUCUGCUUUCCUUUGGACAGUAUCAGCGAGGCUGAGAGCGCUUGUCGUCUGGGCAGCCCAGGACCUCCAUACACACUGCCCAACAUGUUUAAUGCUAAAGGUAAAGGGACCCCUGACCAUUAGGUCCAGUCGUGACCGACUCUGGGGUUGCGGCGCUCAUCUCGCUUUAUUGGCCAAGGGAGCCGGCGUUUGUCCGCAGACAGCUUCUGGGUCAUGUGGCCAGCAUGACUAAGCCACUUCUGGUGAACCAGAGCAGUGCAUGGAAACACCGUUUACCUUCCCGCCGGAGUGGUACCUAUUUAUCUACUUGCACUUUGACGUGCUUUCGAGCUGCUAGGUUGGCAGGAGCAGGGACCGAGUAACGGGAGCUCACCCCGUCGCGGGGAUUCGAACUGCUGACCUUCUGAUCGGCAAGUCCUAGGCUCUGUGGUUUAACCCACAGCACCACCCGCUUGCUUUUAAAUUAUUACCCCACCUGUGAGCCACCUUGAGCUCCUCUCAGGGGGAAAAGUGGGAUAGAAUUCAAUAUAACAACAUCAACAACGCCUCCACUUACCACAAUGACAAAAAGCAAACACAGCAGGGCCAGGCAGGAAGAUGACAGUGUGGGGAUGUCUCCAAACAGGCAGUCCCAUAGUUCAAUUCUUUCUUUCUUUUUUAAUUGAAAUAAUUCAACAUUAAUACAUUUAUACAUACAUAUUACGGAUAUACAAACAAACAUACAUUUCAUACAAUCCUUAAAAAUAUUCAUAACAUACCCAGAUUCAAUCCUUUUCCCACCACUGUCCCUCACCCCUCACCCCACCCCGUGUUAGACUUCCAGUCUACUCAAUUGCAGUUUCUUUCCAUUUCUAUUACUUUCCUUCACACACUAUUAAACCAACUUUCUACUUCAUUUUCUGUUAUACAUUGUUAUCCAUAUUACUUGGUAUUUCAGUAUUUAUAACGGAACUUGUUUAUUCUAAUAGGAGUUCUGAUUUCUCAAAAUGAAUUUGCAAAUAUCCUUUAAACACCUUCCAGUCCUUGUCUACCUUCUCUUCUGAGAUCCUUCCGAUUUCUCCCAUUGUUUUGGACAUAUUGUAAUACUCCAAUAAUUUGGCAAGCCACUCUGUUUUUGUCGUAUUAUACCACUUUUCCAAUUUUUCAAUUCUUAGGCUUCACAGUCCCAGGGGAGGAUCGUGUCAGGUCUGAUUCUGAACACAUGAACUGGUUUUCAAGGUGUCCCAAUGUCUUGUCUGUGUUCCUAUACAUCACCUGCACACUGUUGGCACUUUACGAAUGCUUUGUGUAGUGGAGCAAUGAUUAAAAUCAAAAGGAUUGCAAA